AAGUUGUUUUGGCUAUACAGAGCCAAGUCGAUUCUGUUGUACAAGGCGUAAUAUGUCAGUAAUUAAUCCUUCCACGCGAUUACGUCGAACUUUAUCAAGGCCGUGUUGUCCCGUACCUGGCACCGCGCGGCACUGAGUUCAGAGUUAGAACUACAGCGGAGUGGUGUGCAUCAGUGUCCAGUGGGUGGAUCUCGAUAUCAUAACAUUUUAUCGCGUGUUGAAUAGAGACUGAUUACGCGGUACUACUGUCAAACAAUUGCUACAGUUUGCGCUGAACGCAGUUUGUUGCGAUCUUUGCCCUCCUCUUGCCGCGUUCGUGUUGUAAGCUACGAUUCACAUACGGUUUUUAACUCAUUGAUUCGAUAGUGAAUAAAGUGAUGUUAUUGACAUUUAAGUGAUAAAAGUUAGAUUAAAACAUGAAAGGCCCAACAAGACCAGCUCCGAGUGUGCCAGGCAUGGGCGUAAACAGAUACUCUCCUGUCACAAAUUGGGACAAUGAUCCCUUUGGUGCAGAUGUUUUCGAGCCAUCUCCACAUUUCACACAGAAAAAGAAACCUCCACCACGUCCGCCACCACCAAAGGUUAACAAGCAACCAGAUGUCCCAGUGAAACCCUCACACUUCAUAAGGAGACCGACAGUACUCUCCUCCCUCCUAUCUCGUAAUAAAUCUAAAACUACAGUGAACCAGAACAUUAAUAUUGUUCAGCAUAGUGCAAUGAAUGAGAUGGUAAGCUCUGAGACACUGAGUGAUGCUCACAAAAUGUUCCCAAAGUGUGAACCAAAGAAUGUGCAGAUGGGUGCCUUGAUAGACCUGUCGUCUCCUCCAAGUUCGCCCACAUUUACUACGAGGUCCAGCAGUGAUGGCCUCAGUGUCGACAGCUUUGGCUCCGACGCCACUACCUCAACAAACCAUCACAAUGCUCACAAUGGUGGCAACGCUUCACAAGCUGAGAGUGGCUUCGAGGAUGAUUUCGAUCUGUUCCUGCAUUCACGAAAACCUAAUAAAGAGGAUACAAUGGACGACUUUACUAAUAUCGAUCCAUUUUCGCCUCAGCCAGUUAGUAAUAAACCAGCUAUAAUGAAGAAACCUAUUUUAAGUAAGGAUUUAUUUGAGGCGUCGAGUAACUUUACGAGUCAUCUGACAGCUCCUAAGGGCCCGACGAUAAUUCGCGCGAAACCGGCGAGGCCGAAGCCACCGGACAACUCAGCUUUACUGAAGACCACGUUCGGAAACAGUUUCCCUGUGACAACCAUGACCGUGAACACCACCACGCCUAUUCAGAAAAUCGCGAACGGCUUUGGUGAUAGUUUCGAAUCAAAGCCAUUCGGUUGGGAUGAAAUAGAAAGUUCUCCGGAGCGGGAGUCCUCACCCCCUAUGCCGACGAUCCCGCCGCCGCCGCCCCCGGCCAUCGCUGAUGAGGAGGUCACCGGCGACUGGACCAGUGACUUCACGGACCAGUUCAGCAGUCAAGAGGAAGAGGAGCCUCACGCGAUAGCCCUCUUUGAUUACUUCACUGAUCAUCCUGAUGAUCUAUGCUUUUCGGCCAACUCGAGAAUAAAAUUGAUAAGGCGAGUGGACCACGAAUGGCUGUUUGGCAGCUUGAGGAGCGGCGCGGAGGGGUUGUUCCCUUCCAACUACGUGGAGAUUAAGGUGCCGCUGGCGAACGAGAGCGCGCCGCCGCAGCCGCUGCUCGGCGUGGCCACGGCUCUGUACGACUUCGAGCCGGUGCAGGCCGGCGACCUGCGUUUCCUCACCGCCGACACUAUACAAGUGCGAUACAAAAUAAACGAAGAGUGGUACUUCGGCGAGUGCAACGGCCUCAAAGGACAAUUCCCCAUUAACUAUGUGCAGAUGAGUUAAACAAGGAGUUCCACUUCCCACUAGUUCUUUCCUGUCUCGCACUCUCCCAGGCGGCUAGAUAAAUUGCGAGUUGGUACUGUGUGAUACUGAUUCACGAGACUGAGGUCUACCAUAUCGCGAUCACUAUUUUGUAAAAUGUUAUUUACCACUUCCUUCGUGUAUGGUAGACAGAUGAUAGUCUUUUCGAUGGAGAUUUGUUUCCCUUGGUGCAAUACAAGUUUCUGUAAAGGAAAACAAUAUCCGUCCUAACGAUUUCGGAUGAAAUUAUAUAAACGUCCGAUACAUCAGAAAUUAAUGUGUUAGCCAUGGAUUUGUACAAUUUAUAAUGUUUUAUUUGCGUAUUCGCACUAAUGUUGCCAUAAUAACGUAAGUGCCCGCUAAUAGCUGUAUUACCAUUUCGGGCUUAUGAAAUUAAUAUAUUGAGUAGAUAGCGUUCCAACGACUGAAUGUAAAUAAUAAGAGCUUGUGUAAAAUAACGUCCCUAAAUUAGAUACUGUAGAUAUUAUUUGUAACGGUUGUGUAGUCUCUUUUCGAUCUGAUUCUUUUAAUUAAAUAUUAUUAUGAUAAUUAUUGUAAUUCGAGACAUUUACGAUGGUAUCCAUAUACUUAGUGACACAAAGUGUGGCUUACUACAUGUUUUGUAUAUUUUACUAACGCUAGUCGGGUUUAUGUUCAGCAAUAUGUUGUGUCUGUAAAAUACAACGGUAAAUCCUGUUCUUUUUUGUUAGCAACAUUAAAAUUUACAAACAGAGUAUUAAACGUACCUAGUAUGUGAUACUGAUGGCGCAUGACAGCGUAAAUUACAGUAUAAUUGUUUAGACGAUUGUUUUAGGUGACAGUUUUGUACAUUUAUUAAUUAUUGUUCUGUUUGUGUCAUAACUUUAAGUGUAUUAUUUGGAGGGACCAUAAUGUUAAGUGCCUUGAGUAUUUACUUAUGUGUAUAUGAUGAGAUAAUUUAUAACAAAAUAAAUCUAAUUCCAAUGUA
This is a messenger RNA of Trichoplusia ni (cabbage looper), 2847 nucleotides long. RefSeq lists its product as uncharacterized. The record is from RefSeq and is a predicted model, not a curated record. Gene Ontology annotation, molecular function: protein binding; lipid binding. The coding region runs from base 417 to 1862 and encodes 481 amino acids. Gene Ontology annotation, biological process: plasma membrane tubulation; endocytosis; actin cortical patch localization. The transcript has 4 exons. Gene Ontology annotation, cellular component: actin cortical patch. NCBI's taxonomy places the organism in Eukaryota, Metazoa, Arthropoda, Insecta, Lepidoptera, Noctuidae.